Messenger RNA from Alternaria atra, 1170 nucleotides. RefSeq lists its product as uncharacterized. Gene Ontology annotation, biological process: mRNA pseudouridine synthesis; tRNA modification. The coding region runs from base 1 to 1170 and encodes 389 amino acids. Lineage: Eukaryota; Fungi; Ascomycota; Dothideomycetes; Pleosporales; Pleosporaceae. The record is from RefSeq and is a predicted model, not a curated record. The transcript is spliced from 2 exons. Gene Ontology annotation, cellular component: mitochondrion. Gene Ontology annotation, molecular function: RNA binding; pseudouridine synthase activity.
AUGGAAGACGAGGACGGGAAAGCUGUUGGAGAACAGACUGAGCGAGUCUUAGAAGGUGUAUUUGCGGUAGCUAAACCUGCACAUGUUUCCUCUGCAGAUGUCCUUCUCAAUCUCCAGUCAACGUUCGCUCCAUCAGCUACGUUUGCGCCAUUGCUCAAACACCAACCUAAACGUACCAGCAAAUCGUCUGACCAGGUCUUCCGUCUGGGGCAUGGCGGUACCCUCGACCCUUUGGCUUCAGGCGUGCUCAUUGUAGGGAUCGGGCGCGGUACAAAGUCACUGUCGCAGUUCUUGGCCUGUGACAAGACUUAUGAAACUGUUGUCUUGUUCGGUACCAGCACCGACAGUUACGAUUGUACGGGAACCAUUACAGAAACAGCAAACACUUCGCACGUCACUCGUCAGAUGGUCGAAGAAAAGCUAGGAAAAUUUAGAGGAACCAUCCAGCAAGUCCCCCCUGUAUACUCUGCGCUCAAAAUCAAUGGCAUCAAGGCUUGCGAAUACGUGCGACAAGGCAAGGAAUUACCGAGGGAGUUAGAGAGUAGAGAGAUGCACGUCGACGAGUGUAUGUUGCUAGAUUGGUAUGAUGCGGGAGAGCAUUCCUUCGCAUUUCCUGGCGGAGAAGAGCCGGCUUCAGCACCUGCAGCGCGUAUCAGGUUGACUGUGUGCUCCGGUUUCUACGUUCGCAGCUUUGCGCACGAUCUGGGUAUUGCAUGCAACACCCUUUCACACAUGGCCUCUCUGAAUCGUACACGGCAAGCCAAUUUCACCAUCGAUUCCUCACUCACAUCUCCAGACACCGUUUCCGCCCUCACAUUCGCAGAGCUGGACGCCGGCGAAUCAACUUGGGGUCCAAAGCUCACACCACAGCUUGAGAAGUGGGUUGCCGCUAAUCCGGUUAACCUGGGGCAUGUUAAUGGGCGCCAAGAAAGCAUGAAGCGGAAGAUGGCGCAAGAGAACGAAACGAAGCCUAGACAGAGGUUUCGUGGAGAAUGGGUAGCUGAGACGAAGAAAGAGAGAAUUAGGCAGCAAGGAGGAAAAUUCAAGGGUAAAUGGGGACGGAAGCCCAAAGUUGAAUCAGCGUCUGGAUUGCCUUCAGCAGCACCCACGGACCAUACUAUAAACACCAAAGGAGACGGGUCACCCAGCGAAGCAAAGCCAGCAACAUGA